CCACACACGGCGCCACAUUUUAUUUCGGAUGGAAACUAUGAAAACAGAUAAAAGACGAACGAGACCGAGUCGAAACGACACACGCCCUUUUAGACACCGCUGAGAGACCUGAAAGCAGACGACAAAGUGUUUUGAUCAGAAUUUUGGCACGUGCGCGCAUUGCAUGCCGGGUGUUUGAUCCAAAACGCAUGCGCCGGUGUGCAUUCCGCGGGGUCUGUUCACUGCUUUUCCGCUUCCGAUAUGUUUCCGCACAUUCCAAGUUAGACCACGUAGUCCCCAUCUAUCACGUCCUGUCCCGGCGGCACCGUGGCCUGUCAACCCCUGUCCCGGGACCACACGUGCACAGUCCGCCCGCCCGCGUCCCGUACAACACGUCACAUUCCAAACAUUCGGCGGGGAUGUGUGAAAAGCGGCUCCGGUUUGCAUCAUGUCGCUGGAAUGCAGCCCAGAUCCCUCCGCCGUAACCCGCCAUUUUGGAGCAGGUCGUGAGAUGGCGUUGUGAAAAGUUUCUGGGAAAUUUCGGAGGAACUUUGAGUGACUUGCACCGGAUUUUCUGGGAUUGUCGCGAAUUCCGAUCAUCAUGGAGGAUUUUGACGAGGACCUCGGGAGGGAGACGGACAAAAUUCUGGAGGAAAUGAACCUGUUUGAGGAGCCCCGCGGGUACGGGAUCGCUCGGCUUGCUAGCGACACGUCUGCGAGCGACUUGGCGUUCGAGCAAAAACGUGAAAUGUUUGAUCCCAGUCUGAAGAGGCAACGGAAGCGAGAUAGCCGCGACAGUCCCUCUCCUUCCUCUCCGUACAGUCCCGAGGGAAGGGGCAAACCGUAUGGCAGUUUCCCGGUACAAGUCGAGAGAGUGCUAGUCGUGGACCCGGACCAGGACUACCGCCAAGCCCCCCCUCCCGGCUCAGUCCCGUCGCCAGGAGCGGUGCCAAGUUACGCGUCGCUGAAAUCCAACUACUCUGAGGAGGGCCUGUCAGACGCCGGUCAGAGGAGAGGGGGCCACCCUCAACAACAACAGCCACACACACGUCAGUUUUCCCCUCACCAAGGGGGGAGGGCGAGCUACGAAUCCAGUCCGCGCUCUAGUGCCAGUUUCGACUCUCACCAUUCCAGCCCGAGAUCGAGUGUCAGCGGGCAGUCACCAGGUGUCAUGCCGCAACAGUCGACGAGAAAUUCUCUGCAAAAUCACUCCCAAAGUCCGAGAAAUGUCCAGCCGAACCAUUCACAACAACUUCUACAGGGGGACAGAAACUCUAUACCGAACCACUCGUCGGCUGUGCACGAUUCCCGGCUCUCCAGUCCCAGGUCUUCCUUGACGAGCUCUUCGCAGGACUCGCGACACUCAAGCCCGCGGUCCAGCUUCUCCAACCCGACCGUUGAGAAGUACCCUUCCCCUCGGUCCAGCCUGGUCAACCCACCCGCCGAGAGGUACCCCAGCCCUAGGACGAGCCUGUCGGGCUUCGAGCACCAUUCCAGUCCGCGCUCGAGCGGCGCUAGCUCCGACAGCCAGCACUCGAGCCCGCGCUCCAGUCUAGCCUACCCCUCCCCUUACCCGGGCUCAAAUUCCCGGGCGGGGCCCCCGACAGGGUAUGACCCAGGCCCUGUCUACAAGCAUACCGUCCCCGCCGGGUCAGGCCUGCUCAGCACGGGGCAGACCCUGGAACCCCCCUCCCCACGGACUUCAUCCGUCACCUACGAUAAACAAGGCAGGGGGUUCGCCACGGCCCCCCGUCCCGCCGUCUCCACUACAUCCACCGGCGGGUACGAUGUCAAGCAUGCGGGCCAAAAUAGCGGGGGGCCGGCUGGAUAUAGCUCGGCCAGGCCAUACGGCACGGACACCGUAGUGGCCACUUCCGGGCCCGGCCAGGUACAGUACUCCACCCCGUACGGGCAGCAACAGCGAGCCGUACCGGCCGGCAGUAGAGCCCAGACCGCCGCCAAGCCCAAGUUGCGGUACGAGGUGACGCCGCCGAGAGCAUCAGGGCCCACAUCCGCCGAGCUCAAACUGGAAGCGAUGACCAGAGAACUUGAGGGUGAACUUGACGAUCUUCCACAGGGAGAGUACUUUGGUGAGUGUCAUGCGUGUGGAAAGGCAGUGAACGGUGCAGGACAGGCGUGCCAGGCCAUGGGAAACCUCUACCAUACACAGUGUUUCGCCUGCUGCUCAUGUGGGAGAACGUUACGUGGUAAAGCUUUCUACAACGUCAAUGGGAAGGUGUACUGUGAAGAAGACUAUCUGUACUCUGGUUUCCAGCAAACAGCCGAGAAAUGUGUAGUAUGCGGGCACCUCAUCAUGGAAAUGAUAUUGCAGGCGAUGGGGAAGUCAUUUCACCCCGGCUGCUUCAGGUGUACAGUGUGUAACGAGUGUUUAGACGGCGUUCCCUUCACAAUCGAUGCAGACAACAGGAUAUACUGUGUCAAGGACUAUCACAAGAAGUUUGCGCCAAAGUGUGCGAGAUGUCGUCUCCCCAUUACUCCGGUAGAGGACGCAGAAGUGCCUCCCAACUUGAAGGAGAUAAUCGUCUCGGGUAAAGACGAGACGAUACGAGUGGUGUCCAUGGACAAAGAUUAUCAUAUAGAAUGCUACAGAUGUGAAGACUGUGCAUUACCAUUCAGUGAUGAAGAAGGCAGGAGAUGUUACCCCCUGGAAGGUCACCUGCUGUGCCACGACUGCCACCUGGUCAGGCUAGAGAGGAUGAAGAGAAGACCACAAGUCACCGAGUUAUGAAGGAGAACUGGAGAAAACAACCUGGCAGCUCAUAUAUCGUAGUAGGCGAGCCUUCCAACGGACAGGAGAGAGUCGUUGCGGAAGGAACACUAGAAGUGCCUUUACCUGUGCCUUGCCUGAAAUCCGGUGCCAUGUGGAAUGUUGUAAUUGUUAACAGGUACAAGUCAAUCAUGGGCCAUGGUCAAUUGAACAACAGAGGAUGAACAACAAUGAUGAAGGAAGGAUUUUUAACUCCUGAUGCAGGGUCGUGGAGAAUUGCCAAUAGGAGACACUGCAUGUAGCUCAGAACACUUGGCAUAGGCUGUGCCUGUACUCCGACAGUCAACACAGAAAUGGUUUGUCGCAGCACAGAAAUGGUCCGUCCAAAAAGUGUUGCCAGGUCUGACGUUGUCAUACAGGCAGAGACACUGGCGCUGUGGUUGUAGAUGGUAGAUAGGAAGAGCAGGUUGUUCAGGACAUUGUGGUACACAAACCUGUGUACCUGUCAUCUGGGGCGGACCUGGUGUUGGGCCAUUGACACAGAAGUUUGUCUUUGUCACCCAGGCAACACCAAGAAAUAAACCAGUCCCCCCACUUAAAGUAGUUGGUAAGAAAAGUUAAUGAAUGGCUAGUUUACAGCAAAAUGGGUAAAUUUAUAGUGUGUUUAAUUUGGGUACAGCUCUGCAUAAACUUGGGCCCACCCUGCAAGUGGAUCGGGAGGCCUGUUGUGGACCAAAUCUGCACAUCAUGUAAACGCUGCAUUUUUGCCAUGCCCGAACACUCAUGCCAUUGCUGUCGUCAGUAUUUGCAUAUAUAAAUAUACAUAUAUGAUGCUGGUCACUUAGGAUUUGGAUUGAUUAUAGGAAGUCUGAAAAAGCUUGUGCAAACCAAUCAAAUUGCUUGAUGCUUUGCACUGUUUUAUUGUUCUAGCCUCUAGGAUUGGUUAAAGCUGCAGGUGCUGCAAAAAAAAGUUGCAUUGUAAUCAAAACAGGGUAUGUCUUUUAAAGAAAGACAAGUUGCUUUGCUCCGAUUUAAGUACUAGGAGGUACAUUUAUACCCAUAUCCACGUUUAUAUACUCGUUUGCGCUUUAUUUCAUACAGUAGCUGUAUAGUUAGAUAUGCAUUCAAUGAAUUGUCUAGUGCUUUUCAUGUUUUAUAACUCCUGUAACUUGUUUGUCUUUUCUGUUAUGUGUUGCCAAGCUUUUUGUAAUUGCAGACGAGGAAAGCAGAGAAUUGCUGCUUUUAUGUGUACGUGUAGAGCUGUAUUAUUUUUACAGAGUAUAUUUUAUGCUGGUCUGUACCAUAGCAAAAUGUGUGUACCGAAAAAUUCUUUCAAUUCUCUGAAGAUGUCAUUUGUAUGUGAGGGAAGACAAAGUUCUCUACACUUUUAGUGUUAGCUGUAAACAUAAGAAGAAAGCUUGUGCAUUUUUGUACAAAACUACAAUAUGCUACUUUGUUCUGUUGAUAGCCCUGUACCCCCUGAUAAAUAUGUACUAGUCCAAAAUUAUGAAAAAGACACUCAUGAGUAUUAUAUUCUGCAUUUUAGUUAAGUUGUAUUGAUCCCUGACAUCCUACUAUUUUAGUUAGGUUCAAGAAGUAUGCAAAUUGUUGGACUGUACCACCCCAUAGGGGUGCUCAGGAUGAUAGGUAAAAAGUGCUGUCUGUACACAUGUGACAGCAAAUGCUGCAAUUGUUGCAUGUAUGAUAGGGCAAGCUAGAUAGGAAGAGAGAGGUCAGAAAAAGAAAUUAAACCAUGAGAAGAAA
Messenger RNA from Branchiostoma floridae (Florida lancelet), 4471 nucleotides. RefSeq names its product Wilms tumor protein 1-interacting protein-like. Gene Ontology annotation, biological process: positive regulation of miRNA-mediated gene silencing; cytoskeleton organization; regulation of DNA-templated transcription. Gene Ontology annotation, cellular component: P-body; transcription regulator complex; adherens junction. NCBI's taxonomy places the organism in Eukaryota, Metazoa, Chordata, Leptocardii, Amphioxiformes, Branchiostomatidae. The transcript has 9 exons. The record is from RefSeq and is a predicted model, not a curated record. The coding region runs from base 581 to 2728 and encodes 715 amino acids. Gene Ontology annotation, molecular function: transcription corepressor activity.